Sardina pilchardus (European sardine) is the source of this 2043-nucleotide messenger RNA. It is a transcript of the gene oacyl, whose product is annotated as O-acyltransferase like. The coding region runs from base 1 to 2043 and encodes 680 amino acids. Gene Ontology annotation, molecular function: acyltransferase activity, transferring groups other than amino-acyl groups. Lineage: Eukaryota; Metazoa; Chordata; Actinopteri; Clupeiformes; Clupeidae. The transcript has 15 exons. The record is from RefSeq and is a predicted model, not a curated record.
AUGCUGCUGGUCUGGAGUGGGGUGACCACCUGCCUCCUGUUGCUCUCCAUCGCUGGAGCCUUCAAUGUCUCUCACAGGUGCAUGCAGGACACCCGCAUGUUUCUUCUGGAGCUCAGCAAAGACAAACCAGCCAAGUAUGCAGCGCUCAUGUAUGAUGCGUUUGGGAAGCUGGGCAGUGAUGUGAGAGGCGGUAACGUGAACAGGCCUGGCUCUCUACGCGAGUGCCUGUCGGUCGGGGCUCCAGGCUUCAGAGGGCAGCACUGCCAGGUCUUCCUCAAGCAGGAGGAAGUUCAGUACUUUGUUGGGAUCUGUGUUCCUGACUCAUGCACGGAGGCAGAUGUGCAGACUCUGGUAGUUUAUGAUAUGCUACAAUCGAGAGGAGAGUCUCUGAUACCCGCGGUGCCAUCUCCACUUCUGUCGGACUCCACGCUGGGCAUCUACAUGACCCAGUGCCUCAGUGCCCACAGGACCCCGCCUGACCCCUCCGCUGUCAUCAGUCUGUUUGUGUGCGCUGUGCUGGUGAGCGUGCCCUUGGUGGCCAGCCUUUACGUGGCCCUUCUCAGGUUGAAGCGCCAGAGGGCAGUCACUCCCAGCCCUGACAUGACCCUCACCUCUGACCCCAGUCGCUAUGGCAGCCUGCUCUCCAACGGCUCUCCAGCCAGUCAAGCAGACAGUGGCAGCCCUGAUGACAGCACCACACACUCAGACGGCAAAGCCAGUGAGGACAGCAACACAAAGAGUUGCUUCUUGUCCUGCCUGCAGAGCAUCUCCCUGCAGGACAGCAGUGCAGGAGUCCUGAGCACGGGCUCAGGCAGCGCCGACAGCUACUCCUCCCUCAACGGCAUCCGCAUCCUCAGCCUGCUCUGGAUCAUCUCAGGACACAACGUGCAGCUCAGCGCAUGGAACAACCUGGAUAAUGAUAAGCGCUGGAAAGAGAGUGUGGAGAGGAACCCUCUGUAUGUGUUUGCAUUCAGUGGUCCAGUGUAUCUGGCCGUGGACACCUUCCUGCUCCUGGGAGGUCUAUUGAGUGCCAAGUCCCUUUUGGCCUCCAUUCAGAGAUCAGAGGAUCAACUGAGUGCAGGACUUGUGACCCAUUUCCUGUUCAAGAGGUUUAAGAGAGUUCAGCCUCUCCACCUGUUCAUCGUGUGCCUGGCCAUCGGCCUUUUCUCUGUGGUCCAGCGAGGGGCUUUCUGGUUCAUCGCUGAGGACGAGAUCCUGAACUGUAAGAAGUACUGGUGGUCCAACCUGCUGCUGGUGAACAACCUCUUCACCACCACUGACAUAUGUGCACCAUGGACCUGGUACCUGUCCAUUGACUUUCAGUUCUACAUCACCACCCCUAUACUCAUACUUCUAUACAGAUGGAACAAGAGGGUGCUUGCAGCUGUGGCGGUCCUUCUCAUGGCGCUGACAUGCUUGACCAGUGCCCUCCUCACCGCCAUCUUGCAUCUGCCCGUCCACCAGCCCACCACCCUAUCGUUUGAGAGCUACUUUCAGUAUUAUUACAACAAACCCUACACUAGAUAUGGACCCUAUCUGGUCGGCAUCCUUGCGGGAAUCUACAUGACAACCAAAAGUGGACCCUUUGUGAGACAUCGGUGGCAGGCAGGUCUGGGCUGGUUCUCCUCUCUCUCUGUGAUGAUGGCUGUGGUGGGCCUGGCCUAUAGCCUGAGGGAAGUUCCCCCAGGACCCUCCCUGCCCCAUGCCAUCUACCAGGGGGUUCACCGCACCCUGUGGGCCCUGGUGGUGGCCUGGAUCAUCCUGGCCUGUGAGGAGGGCUAUGGAGGGUUUGUGGACAGGAUUCUGUCUCUCAGAGUGUGGAUCCCUCUGUCCAACAUCAGCUUCGCCUGCUAUCUCAUCCACCCCAUGCUCAUCAUUCUCUACAAUGGCAAACGGGAGACGGCCAUUCACUACACGGACCUCAACUUUUUCUACCUGUUCCUGGGCCACACUGCGCUGACCCUCUCUCUGGGCUACUUGCUGACCGUUCUGAUUGAGAAGCCGUACCUCUUCCUGAAGGGCAGCCAUGGGAAGCCUCACUGA